AAGAUGCCAGUUGUGCUGCUGAUCCAAAGAGUAGCACUUGGUUGAGGGACGAGGGUAGAUUUUAAUUGGAUAUUGGAAGAAACUAAUGGAUGUUAGUCAAUUUUGAUUCAGAGCCAGUUACCAGGAGUAACUGCCUGUCCCUCACUUGGUCUUCAAGGAGAAACCAGACGGGUAUCUUCUUGGAGAUACUCUAGCUCCAGAUUUGCUGCAGUGAGCAAAGAGUUUGUGCUAAAUGGGCUUUUGAGACCCCCUCCAACCCUAAGAUAUUGUGAGUAAAUACAUCUGCAGCCUUCAAACACCCCAAAACCCUCUUGAAAUGCCUUCUUGAACCACAUCUUUUCAGGCUCAUUUUCCAAAACUAGGGGUUGAGUUUUGAGCCUUCCAAAGCAUGGCGUCCCAACCUUCAAAUAAUGUGGAAGCUGUCGAGAAGUGAAAUGAAGGGGAGUAGCCACUUUGCCCAUGCUCAGGUCCCCUUCAUAGAUUUAGGAUCAGUAGCUAGUGGUUUAGAUCUUUGAGAUAUAACUGUAAUGCAUUCUGGACUAAAUCUAAGUCCUUCAAUCUCCUGGAUAUGGUAUAUGUUGCUUUUUGGUUUCUAGUCUGCUUCUCAAAUCUCUUUCAUCUGCUUAUCAUCAUUUUCUGCACAUGUGUACAUAAUUCUUUUGAACACUUGUUUGGGAAUUAGUUCUUUUACAAUCAGGACUUGUAGUUACUUAAGGUUCCACCAUUGGUUUUAUCUUACAUUGUCUGUCCCUCCGAAUGUUGACAAUAUUUAUUCUCUCUCUGUCUCUCUUUCUGUGUCUCUCUCUCUAAGCUGGUUCAUCUCUUCUGUUUAUCGUUUCAUCUGUUUGUCUAAUCUCUAAUGGGCUUUUAAAGGGAGAGGGAUGCAGCGAUAUGGUGCCCCUGACAACUCCUAUUAGCGCUGCCCUAUGGAGAGCCUGGGCCGCUCUUAAAACCUCUCCAGCGCCAGCCAAGUGAUUGAAUUGAUGAAAGCUGAAAACUGUCCAGUAGGCACUGAUGUUUCGCUCUCUGCCUCCUCAUCCCUCUCCCUUCCUUCCCCCUCCCCGAACCUUUUCUCUUCUAAAUAAAGAUUCGCGUCGCCGUCCUCCGCAAGCUGCGCAUCCUUUGCCCGCCUGUCCGAAGCGUGAGGAUGAGGAUGGCCUGGUUGGCACCCUCUGAAUGCUCUUGUGCCCCGUUUUGAUCCGGUUGUAGCAAUGGAAUGGUCCCUUUGGAUGUGUGCCUUCAGCGUUUGCCUGCUCUUCCAAGGGUCCCAAGGUGGCAUGCACCAGCGGCAGCUGCUGAAGGACCUGAUGGAGGACUACACGCCCUUGGAAAGGCCGGUGGGGGAUGACGCCCAGCCCAUCACGGUCCACUUCACGCUCAGUCUCAUGCAGAUCAUGGAUGUGGAUGAGAAGAACCAAGUUCUGACCACCAACGUCUGGCUGCAAAUGUAUUGGUACGAUCAUUAUUUGCGGUGGAAUGAAUCGGAAUACCCCGGCGUGAAGAGUCUCCGGUUUUCACCUGACCGUCUCUGGACGCCUGACAUCCUUUUGUACAACAGUGCCAACGAAGAGUUUGACUCCACUUUCCAUACCCACAUCUUGGUCAACUCCAGCGGUUAUUGCCAAUGGCUUCCUCCAGGCAUCUUGAAAAGCACGUGCCGGAUUGACGUCCGCUGGUUCCCCUUCGACACCCAGAAAUGCGACCUCAAAUUUGGCUCCUGGACCUACGAUGGCUGGCUCCUGGACCUGCGCAUGCUGGAGACGGAUACAUCCGGCUACGUUGCCAAUGGCGAAUGGGACCUUAUGGGUGUACCUGGCACUCAGAACAAGGUUUUCUACGAAUGUUGUCGGGAGCCCUAUCUGGAUGUCACCUUCGCCGUGACCAUGCGCCGGCGCACUCUGUAUUAUGCCCUCAACAUGCUGGUCCCCUGCUUACUCCUCUCCGCCAUGACCUUCCUGGUCUUCCUUUUGCCAGCUGAUUCUGGAGAGAAGAUUUCACUGGGCAUCACCGUCCUCCUUUCGCUCACCGUCUUCAUGCUGCUUGUGGCAGAGGUCAUGCCCGCCACCUCGGACUCCAUCCCACUUAUAGGGCAAUACUUCGCCACAACCAUGGGCAUGGUGGCUCUCUCGGUGGUGGCCACAGUCUUUGUGCUCCAGUACCAUCACCACGACCCUGAUGGCGGGUGCAUGCCAAGAUGGGUGCAGGUGGUGGUGUUGCGUUGGGGUGCUUGGCUGUUGCGCAUGCGCCAACCAGGGGAGGAGCCAGUGGGGCGGCCCCACUGCACCCCCAGUCUGCUGAGUUGCAGUUCGGAAAACAGCGAAGGGGGAGGCACACCAACCCAGCAGGCUGCCCCUGUCGUCCCCAUCAACAACGGCAGCCUCGCUUACAUGGGUGUCCCGACAGUGGCAUUCCCCACCAAACCCCCUGACAUCCCCCGGCCUUUCCUUCCAUCCCCUGAGUUUCAGGCCUCCACCCCGGAGGAGCUACUCUCCAGCCCUGAACUAGGCCACAUCUUGGAGGAGUUGCGUUUCGUGGCACAGUGUUUCCGGGGACGGGACGCCGCUCAGGCUGCUUGUAGCCAGUGGAAGUUUGCGGCGGCUGUCGUCGACCGCCUCUGCCUGGUUACCUUUGCCCUCAUCCACAUUGUCUGCUCCAUCGGCAUCCUCAUGGCUGCCCCCAACUUUGCGGAGGCCAUUACUAAGGAUUUCCUGUGACUGGUUUUGGGAAACAAAAUGGCGGGUCCCACUAAGGUCUGUUUGUCAGAAGAGACCUGUCCAAAGUGACUUGCUCUCCCUUAGCAAGAGGAUAGGUUAACAUCCUGGGAAGCAUAACAAAACAGGCUAAAUGGAGGAUAGCGGGUCAUAUAUGCAGUGCCACUACCGAUAUUACCAGGUUGAGUUUGGAAAAGUUACUUUUGGACAAGUCCCAGGAUCCCCCAGCCAGCAUGGCGGGUAACUUUUCCAGGCUGUGAAUGCUGUCUAUCAAGCCCCAUUUGGUAUCUCUGGACGACAAAAACGAUGCCUACUUCCCUCUCCAAAAUCUGAAUCUUUUGUCGUUCUUACGGCCAAGGCCUUCAGACUCUAAAUUGUCCUCAGAUCUCAUCACUUUUGAUUCUUUUUUUCAACCUGCCUAAGCUUGUGGAACUGUAUUUUCAACUCUUGUGAAUUCAAAACACUCUGAAACACUGAGCUCUUUAUAUUUGGAGUGGGAAACAAUUUAGAGGUAGUUGUGGCAAAGGAAAACUCAGUCCAGAUACAUCUCCAGGGAAAGGAUGGAUUGUAGUCCAGAGAUCCAAGCCUUGGACAAGGUCCCUCUUCCCAAACUCCAGGGAUGUAAAGUGAAAACAUACCUGUUUCUCAUGGUGUUGUGGUGAAGACAUUAUGCAAUAAAAUAUCUGAAGCACUUUGAGAUAGGAGAGUGCUUUUUUUUUUUUUUGCAACACUAGUAGUGCUGCUGAGAAUGGGUUUCCUUUUGUUUCGAAUGCCUUGGCUCCUUAAAAUCUAGAUAAUGUGUUAAUUUGGGGAAGGAGGGAUCCCUGAAGUUUCAGUACCCAUUACUGUAAUGUAGUAACAAAGCAUUUUUGAGUGUGGCCUCAAACAUUACAGUGCGUAACCUUCUAUGCUGAUGAUAUUUGGAUUUGUUGUUGUGUGCCUUCAGGUUGUUUCUGACUUGCGGUGACCCUAAGUAGAACCUAUCAUGGGGUUUUCUUGGUGCAAUUUGUUCAGCCAUUGCCUUAAUUGAGAGUACUGUAUAUAUUCAACUAUAAGUCGAUCUCGUGUAUAAUUCAAGGGCAAGUUUGGGGCUAAAAUUAUGGAUAUUGACAUGACCCUGUGGAUAAGCUGACUGUAAAACUUAGCGGCAUAUAGCAAAGGGAUCAAAAGGAUGAAGCAAACCAAAACAAUGUCAAAGAACCUACAAAAUUCCAGCUCACUCUUAUCGCUGGAUGGAUAAGAGGAUAGAGAGGGUUGGUGCUUCCAGGGCAGAUUAUACUCUCUUGCCUUUCACUUGGUGAUCAUUCCUCCUUUUAAAUAAGAGUCAAGAUACAGUACUUACAUUGACCCCUGGAUAA
Molecule: messenger RNA, 4069 nt
Organism: Sceloporus undulatus (fence lizard)
Lineage: Eukaryota; Metazoa; Chordata; Lepidosauria; Squamata; Phrynosomatidae
Product: neuronal acetylcholine receptor subunit alpha-7-like
Exons: 10
Coding region: 1212-2714 (500 amino acids)
Biological process (GO): signal transduction; monoatomic ion transmembrane transport; nervous system process
Cellular component (GO): synapse; postsynaptic membrane; neuron projection
Molecular function (GO): acetylcholine-gated monoatomic cation-selective channel activity; transmembrane signaling receptor activity
Source: RefSeq, a predicted model, not a curated record